GGUGGGAAGUAUGCGAAAUUGGAAAACAGCCACGCAAAAGAUACAUCAACGUUGACGUGGGUAUUGAUCUAAGCAUCACGAGCAGCUAAGGACCAGAGAUGACAUUGAACAUCAGCGAGAGACUCGACUCUGUGUAUUCAGCUCACCAGAAGCCACAGAGCUUACAAUUCCAGUACGGGACAGCCGGGUUCCGUACCAAGGCAAACACGUUGGACUCGGUGGUAUUCGUUGUUGGUAUUCUUGCCUCGUUACGUUCAAAGUACUUGGAUGGCCAGACGAUUGGAGUGAUGAUCACUGCGUCGCACAAUCCUCCAGAGGACAAUGGUGUGAAGCUGGUGGACCCCCAAGGUGAGAUGCUGGAGCAGUCUUGGGAGCAGUUUGCCACGGUGUUGGCAAACGUCUCCACUCAACAUGAGCUCGUCGUUGAGUUGAACAGGAUCAUAUCACAGUUGAACAUUGACCUCAAGGUGAAGUCCAGGGUCAUCGUUGCAAGGGACUCGAGAGACUCGGGGCCUCAAUUGGUCCAGUCAACGAUUGAUGGGUUGGAGGUUCUUGACACUGAAUACCAGGACUUUAAGAUGCUGACGACUCCACAGUUGCACUACUUGGUGAGAGCAAUAAACACCUUGGACUCACCAGUGAGUUAUGGUGAGCCUUCAGAGUCCGGGUAUUACAAAAAGCUGGCGACUGCUUUCAAGCAGUUGGUUUCAACCCCAAUUUCCAUAACCGUCGACGCUGCUAACGGUAUAGGUGGGCCAAAAUUGAUUGCAUUGGCAAAUCAUCUCGAAGGGUUGUUAUCCGUCACGGUGGUGAACAACGAGUACAUCAACCCAAAUGCUCUAAAUGUAAACUCAGGGGCUGACUUCGUAAAGACAAAUCAGAAAUUACCGCAGGGAAUUUCACCAAAACCGUUUGACCUUUAUGCCUCUUUCGAUGGUGAUGCGGAUAGAGUGGUGUUCUACUAUUCGGACGAUGACGGCGUUUUCCAUUUGUUAGAUGGAGACAAGAUCUCUACCUUGUUGGCUGCUUUCAUCAGCGAUAUAGUCAAGAAAUCAGGUAUAGAGGCACAUAUUGGUGUUGUUCAAACGGCAUACGCCAACGGGUCAUCAACUGAUUUCCUCAAGGAAAAGCUGCAAUUACCAGUGGUUUGCACACCAACAGGUGUUAAGCAUUUACACCAUGAAGCUGCCAAGUUCGACGUUGGUGUGUACUUUGAAGCCAAUGGCCAUGGUACUGUUCUCUUUGCAGAUUCGUUCAUAGAAACGUUGAAGUCAACAGAACCUUCAACACCUGAUGAGCAGCGUGCAUUGGAACAGCUGAUCCAGUUGUCCAAUUUGAUCAACCAAACCGUUGGUGAUGCAAUCAGCGAUUUGCUUGCGGUCUUAGUUGUCUUGACCAUCAAACAAUGGGAUCCUUCAAGCUGGGAUGCUUCUUAUACCGAUUUGCCAAACAAAUUGGCUAAAGUCAUCGUUCCAGAUAGAAACAUAUUCAAGACGACUGAUGCUGAGAGAAGAUUAACAUCACCAAGUGGACUCCAAGAUAAAAUCGAUGCCUCUGUUAAGAAAUACACAAGAGGAAGAUCCUUCGUUAGAGCAAGUGGUACUGAAGAUGCUGUUAGAGUGUAUGCCGAAGCAGGUACAAGAACAGAAGCUGAUGAGCUAUCACAAGAAGUCGUUGGCUUGGUCAAAGAUUCUGUUCGUUAAGUUAACAUUACAAUGAUCUCUUUAUUGAGACAAUGGGAGCAAACAGUAUUCUUAAAAAAAUAGGGUAUCAUUUCACUCGUUUUAUACAAAUUUGUUAUUCUUUGGUUUCCAACCUUAUGAAUCGCCGUUCAUCCUUUGCAAUGUCUUGACA
This is a messenger RNA of Williopsis jadinii, 1854 nucleotides long. It is a transcript of the gene PCM1, whose product is annotated as phosphoacetylglucosamine mutase PCM1. The transcript has a single exon. Bases 99 to 1703 code for a protein of 534 amino acids. The record is from RefSeq and is a predicted model, not a curated record. Gene Ontology annotation, molecular function: phosphoacetylglucosamine mutase activity; magnesium ion binding. Lineage: Eukaryota; Fungi; Ascomycota; Saccharomycetes; Phaffomycetales; Wickerhamomycetaceae. Gene Ontology annotation, biological process: UDP-N-acetylglucosamine biosynthetic process; carbohydrate metabolic process.